GUAUUAUAUUGAUACUCUAGACGCCCCUAAAUAUCAAAUGGUUUGCUCCGUUGCUAUGCUAUCUUGUGUAGACAUUCUCCAGGGUGAUGAAGAAGAUGUAGCCAGCUAUUCAGCCUGAAAAUACCUAACAUUAACGUUGUUCGGUUUGAAACCUAAAUUGUGUGUAACGUAACCACAAUUACAAUGGCCGGUAUAAGGAGAGUUAACGGGAAAUUAUCGGGAAUCAACCCAGCUGUCAGUUGCUCUCGCCUGUGUCAGGUUCAGUCUCUGCUUUGUGAAGGUGGCACUGUCACUCCUGAUGGCAUCCUGUGCUCUCUUGGAAUUGACAGCAGAUAUAAUGAGGGGUGCACUGAGCUGGCGAAGUAUCUGUUCUAUGGACUAUAUGGAAGAAAUCAGCUGAAUCUGGAACAUGUCCUUGAGGAAUUUCCUGAAGAAAUGCUGGAUGAUGUAAUCCUGUUGAUCAAGGCAGAGUGUGUUCAUCUGUACUGCAACCCAAUGAACUACAGUUACCUGUUGCCCUACGUGUCCCACUGGAGGAACUUGCAUCUUUACUGCAUGACAAAGGCGGAGUAUGAAGAUGAAGAAGCAGCAGAGGAAUUCAAAAUUUCCAGUUUCGUUACAAUGGUGCAGGACUGCUAUCGCAUUGGAGUACCUUACAGCUCCCAGGGACACAUCCAGAGGUUUGAUAUGUUUAUGAUGGAAAAGUGGCCCCUGAUUCAAGCUUUUGCCCUGGAAGGCAUCGGUGGAGGAAGCUUUUUUACCAUGAAAUACAAGCUAAUGGACAUGAGUGAGAAGCUGUGGCAGGUUUACAACAGACUUGACCCAGUGUCCCUGGAUAAUCUCCUCACAGAGGACUUGGUUAACUUUGAGAAGCAGUGGAGUGGAUUUUUCUCCAGCAUGGACCUGGAGAGCCAUCUGUCCAUCUUGGAGCUAUCUGAAGCACAGUCAGGCGAGGCAUUCCGAACAUAUUACUCUCAUGGACUGAUCUCAAGCAACAUCACAAAUAGAAGUAAAAGUCAGCAGCCCUUUGUGUUGUUUGGGAGGCAUUCGUCCUCAGAGGAUUUGGAGAAUUAUUUGUUCAACUUUCCCUCCGAGAGUCAUCAGGUCCGCAACACAGGACCUCUGGGUUCUGCAGCCAGACACAUGAUUCUGCAGUGUGUGGCUCCCAAAGGACCUCUAGCCUGCUCUCGAACCUAUUUCUUUGAGACCACCCACACUCCAUACCUUGGAAAUCAAAACACAGAGCAAAAGAAAACGGAAGUCUUGCUUUUGUCACAAAUAUAUUCAGCUUCUGUUCAAGCAGUCCUUUCAGGAAUCAAAUGCUACUCCUGUACCUCCAGCGCUACCAAGGCUAAGGAUGUAGCAGAGAACACCUUUCUCAUGGCUUUGGACUCAAUGAAUUUAAGUCCAUACCGCAGUUCUCUCAGGUCCAAAUGUGAAUUCACCAUUCAAGCAGUGAAUAUGCAAGGAAGAAUCAUUCCUCUGACUGAUGAAGAAAGCCGUUAUGCAGUUAAAACAGCCUCCAUGACUGUCCGUGACAUCCCAGACCUGCAGUGGGAUAGGGGCGACCUGGGCUCUGUGGUAUUCUCUGAGUCCUUCUUGGAGUCCAGCAUCAACAUUCAACAGAAAGAUGGCACUGUGUCCUCGGACAGCUGCUACACCAUCCUGACUACAACUGUGCCUCGAUAUGCCUGCUGGCUGAUGGAAUCUGAUGUCAAGCAAUCUGAGCAAGCCCAACAUCUUGCUAAGAAAGAGGAAGGCACAUGUUUGGGAACUGCUCUGACUGUAGCAGAUGCUGCAUAUGUGUUCUCCAGCAGCCAGCUUUCCACACCUGAAGAAGGAAAAAUAAUUUUCUUCUCUGAGGGACUCCUGUUUAUUCAUUCUCAAUAUGGAACCUUUACCCUGUCCAAGGAUCACAUCAGCACCAUCAAGUUCUAUGAUCCGGACUCCAGUGCUGUGGCAUCUCUGCUGGUGGAGUAUGAGAGCAGCGUGCUCCCACACCUUCCGUUCCCUCUCCACAGCGCCGACCGUUGUCUGGUUUUUGCUCUCCAGCCCAGGUCAAAGAGCCACAGGGCCUUCUACUCCAAGGUGUUGUCAGUAUGGCAAAACUCUAAAUCUGGACUCACUCUGCAAAUGAUGGACGAGAAGCACCUGACCUGCAACCAGAAAAACAUGCACACCAAACUGCAGAAGCUACAUGACAGUCAGGAGCCGCCCGUGGCCAAACGCAGGGGCAGCCUAAAGACUUCAUACUGCCAGCUGCCAGAGCAGGACAUGUUUCUUCAGCACUUUGCCUUGAGUAGUAUAAGUCAGGAGCCCAUUCUGUAUGACCACCUGGGGGUGCUCUUCCCCUCUGCAGAGCUGGGGAAUCCAGUUAGCAGUCAGGGAGACAAGGUUGUCAUUACCAUCAUCACUGGACUACUGGGAAGCCAUAAGAAGAAACUUUGCAACUUCCUGGUCCAGUUGAAUAAGGAACAUGGAAGGUGGGUGGUGUACGAGCCUGAUCCUGACAGCUGCGACAGCUUCUCAGCCUCUCACCUGCAGCAGUAUUUGUCCAGCUUCCUGGAGAGCCAGAGAGACCCGGGAGGCAAACCCCGUCUGUUGGUUCUCUCACCUGGAUACACAGAUGUUCUGGAUGUGGUCCAGGCUGUGCUUUUCCACCCUGACCCAGUUGUCCAAGCGUGUUUCACCAUUGGCGCUAUCACUGCUUGUGUGGACCCCCUCGCCUCCUGUAUGGAGCACAGGUUUGCAUUUCCUAAGCUGUUGGAGCAGUGCAGCCAAGGUAUUGUGAGCACGGUAGUGUUCACUGGGCUGAGAGCAGAGCAGAAGCAGCCCCUUAUGCAGCAUGUUCAUCAGUUGGUACGCUCUGCCAACCCCACCGCAGCCUUCAUACUGGCAGAGAAAGGAGCUGUCACCAGGAAUGAAGAUGUGAAUUUGAUAUUAUCUGAUAGCAGCUUCAAUGAGCCACAGAUGCUGAGAGCGCGUUAUGUCCUCUACCCUGGAUGGUGCAAAGGGCAAUUCUGUUCCGGUUCUGGGUCUCUGGUCCUCACCCAGCAGCGUGUGGCUUUCAACCGGCCCCUAGAGAGGCCUCUAUUUGUCACCCGCUGUAAAGCAUUGAAGUCAUCACUAAGGCCAAGCCCCUUCCGAGGAAAUGUGUACAAUGUUUGGGGAAAAGUCCGAUUUUCUGGCUCAGACCAGCUGAUGGAGGUGAGCUACAACACAGUGAGCGGGAGCCUAAGCAUUGUUCCUCUGACCCCGGACCCCAAAGACACCACCACGCCCUGCUUCCUGAACUUUGAUGGUGUCGGACUCACUGAGGAUGGACUGAAGGACUGGCUGCGGCAGUGUGCCAAACAGAAGCAGACAAAGAAGCCUAAGAAGACUAAAAGUACUUUAUCGCCACAAGAAAUCAAGAGCAUUCAUAUGACCAGGCACCUGGACCCACUACCACCAGGCUUCUUCUACAACGGUCAUCAAUAUGUUGACAUCUUUGGAGAAAAAAUGAACUUCCAUCCCUACAUGGAAGAGUUUAUUAAAGAGUACCUUGCCAAGGCCAACAGAGAAGUCGAGCAAUUCAACAGUCAGCUGGAGCUGCAGGGACCGCCUGACCUGUUUGAUCCGUGAUUGAAUCUGUCUGUAUGCCCACUGCCUCCAUCUGUCUUAUUUAAGUCUAAGGGGAACCACUGUGGGAGGGACAGGGAGGGCUCUGGGGCUAUCUACUAAACACUCCACUAGAAUGGUCAAUGUGUGGUCACACCGCAUGCAUCUGCAGACACUGCUGCUAGAAGUCCAUUCAUUAUCUAAGUACUAUGUCACUUUUUUUCCUUAUUUGUUUGCAAAUGAGCUUUUAAAGAAAAAUGACAUCACCCAUCCGAACUAGUUACACAUGGCAUGGCUGUAUGCCUUACUUCCACCUGCAAUACCACUAACUGUAGAGUUAGCACUUUGGCAAGUUAGGUAUCAUAUUUAUCAAAUGAAAUUUGACAAAUUGAUGUGGUCACUUGUGUUAAUUCAAAUUUAAGACAAGUUAGUCAAGAGAUGAGGGUUGCUCACAACUGCAGACAAAUCUGCAACGUAACGCAACACAAGACUCCAUCUUUAAAUCAAUGUUAUUACGCCCCACUAAGCCUGCAAGCUAUGGGACUUUCACAAUUUCAGGGAAUUUCCAACUGCACACUCCUACAGCUCGUGCAUUUCUGUUUAUCACAGUUGGCAAAUAAAUGCCUCUAUUUCUGGACAGGCAUGGAUAGCUGUUUGAUUCUGGUGGGCUCCCUGGUGGGGUUUCUCAAGAAUUGUUGUCACCCAAUCCAUGGCCCACCUGUUAUCUUGUCUGUGUGCCACGCUGCAGCAGUGAAAGCACUUGGCCAAAGGGCUGUAAACAUUGGGCCGCCUGUUGGCUGCAGACAACUGAUGAAUGAUGCCAUUAAUCACAUAGCUAAACACCAUCCCAGUGCUUUAUUUUAAGACUCCUAAAGUGAAUCUAAUAAAAGUGCAAUAAAGCAAACUUCAGUCCCUGCAGCAAAGUGUUGUAGUUAUGAAACAGCCGAGGUCGUCAAGAAACACAAGAAACUUUACCUUAAACCACUGUGUUCUAUUCAUUAUGCUGCUAGUGAAGCGUGAGAAACCAGGUAGACACAAAGUUAAGUUGAGCAUCCCUGCAGCCAGGUGUGGAUCACUAAUUUCACUAAGUUCAUUUGUUGUUGUAUUUGUUAUAGGUGUGAACGUGUUUUGUUUUAAUCUUUUGUGUCACUGCUUUUGGGUAGGUAAAGGGGGGAAUUGAAAUAACCUGGGAAAACUUAGAUUCAGUUCUCUGUUUGGGUAAACAUGAGGUUUAAAAGCCUUUAGUGAUAAGUGAUAAGGCUUCGUAUUAGCGGUGUAAUGUUGCAGAAUCAGACGUUGUGUCCUGUUUGAAUGAGUAGUUACAGUAUGUAAACAACCGUUACAGUAUAUAACUACUCAUUCGUUUGUGUGUCACACUAAUGGUGUAUGCAUGUCUUCCUCUUAUCAGGGUUCCUACACAGGUUUUGAAAAUCUAUAACUUAAAAUGUGUUUGGGUGGAGAACCGGUGCUGUCAUUUGUACAGUUUGUACAGGGUUGUACAAGACCCACUAAAAUUAUAAGUUGGUGUAUCUAACAAACCAAGCAUUUCAAAGGGAAAGCUUGGUAAAUAUGGGGAUUUUGAAGUAGUAAAUGUGUAGGAACCCUGCUACAAUAUCUAGAGAUUUGAUGGCUGUCAUUCAUUAUGGGGUCAGCAGUGUAACAUGCAUACUAAUUCAUCUUUUGGUCAUGUGGCUCUAAGUUUGUCUUGGGUAAAUUGAUACUGACCAAGGAACAUUAAAAUGCUCAUACAAUUGUGCAUAUAGUACUGCUACUAUAACAGUAGAGUGCAUUGGAUUGGCCUUUGUACACUCACUGUACCAAAGCAAAUGGCCUGUAUUUAGUAAUGGGUACUAGAUUUUUACCAUCUUGCUAGAAGAAUAUUUUAAACCCAAAAUCUAAUUCUUUAGGAGACGGGGGAAUUGUUGUUGGUGUGGCAAACACAAAUUCACCGUUGUGUUGAUAUUUUUAGAUCACUGGUGACCUCAGUGUAUUUUGGGUUGCUGUUUACAACACUGGCUAUGUUGUGUUUUACAUGUCCAUCAGUGCUGUCAACAGCCAGUAAAAAUCAAUACUUUUGUUUUCAGCUGUCAGACAGAGAGAGUGUGAUAACACUGUUAGCAAGUCAUUCCCCCUCUCCCCCCUGGAAGUAUCUGCAGAUUCAAAUAAUCCUGAAUCUGAACUCGAGCUGACACUGCUGGCCCCAUCCGUCCUCUCAGUAGAAUCUACUCUAAUGAUCUAAACAAGCCAUACCAUCUUAUGCUAGAUGUGCCACUGUCUUUUAGAAGAAUAAUCCAAUGCAUAGGAUAGCACGUAACAUAGCAAUGAAGUAUGCCUCUAACAUGUAUUACCCUGGCAUGUUCCAGCCAGCAAAAGAGUUAUUCAAAGUUACUCAUUCCCUUAUCUCCUCUUGUACACUCCUUCUCUUUUAUGCUAUAAAAAAGUGCAAUUGUACCUUGUGUUUUUAUAAAUUGUUCUUACAGUACCCUCAAAUAGCUCUUUAAGGACAAAAAAAAGAAUUGAGCUGCUAAAUUCUAAAUCUCUUACAGCUUGUAUUCUGUGAUCUAAUGGAUACUUUCUUUAAGUGCUUGUAGCUUACACUUAACAACAAGUGAAGGGUUUUGUGCAAAUUUAAGAUGCCACCUGGAAAAAAAGCUUUACCUCCGCUUACAAAUGACAGAUGGAACGCAAUGCAACAGAUAACACUGCUUUUUUAUUUUCUAUUUUAAAGUGGCGCAUGAUAGGAUGUCACAUAGAAUCCUUUGUAGACCAUAUGAUAACCAUGUGUUGUUUGAGCUGGGGUCCUCUGUUCAGCGUUUCAGGGAUGCAUUAUCAAAGCAGUCUGUAGUUAUGUAAUACUGCAGAGAGCUACCUUGAUUGACAGUGAAAUAGUUGUGAGGCUGACGAGACUGAAGGUUCCACAACUUCGAAAGCUGCUACACAUGUCAAAGAGCAGUGAAACUGAAACUAUAAUUGGCCAAGAGACCAAAGAGUAGUCCUUAAAGAGUUGAGGGUUAUGUAAAAUGUUUGUGAUAUUCAAAUCAAAUUACCACUAAGACAUAUACAGGACUACUGCUGCAAGUAUGUCUACAUUAUUUUGCAUGUGUUGAGAUGUCAUGUGAAUAUAAUUCCACAUAUUUAAUGACAAAUAUUGCCUUUCACCAAACUGGUACAACAAAGAGAAAAUAAUCACAUUUAUUUUACGUAUCUGCUAAGAAUUUGAAUUACCUCGAGAAAAAAAUGACAAAUAGUAUUUUUAUAAAACUGUGAAUUGAACAUUCUAGGUGCAAGCAAAACGUCUCCUUUCGCACAAGCUACAAAAAGCAAAAGCAGAUGCAAUUUUUUUGGUAGGAAAAAAAACUCAAACAGAAUCUGAACGGUCGUGAGAUGUCAGGUUUUUGUGAUCCAGCAGUGCCUUGGCUGUACGGCUAAGAAAAGCAGAGAUUAAAGCUGCAUUCAGAGCUCCAUCCUUCUCCCUGUCACAGGAGCUGGAGGAGCUGUUGGCAGGCGAGGAUCCGUCCUUCAACAGUGUUGGUGAAAGGAAUCCAUAGAGUCGUUCUUUAAAGCAAUGUUGUUUUUACUAAGUCAGAAGGUAAAGUAGCCGAUGUCACACAGGGGAAGGCCGCUGGAGGGCUCAGGGCGAGUCACGUAUUCUUGCAAAUUAACCAGAAAGAUGUUGGAAUACAGCGUAUCACAGCAAGUACUGAAACCAGUACAGUUUGUGUGCUUAAAAUGUAUUCAGGCUCAAAUUAGAAUAUUUCUUGGUUGCUUAUUUUCAUUUAGUACAUGGAUGACGUCAAUUCAACCAAAUGAGAUCAAAUUCAUUACUUCAAUGCGCAACAUUUUAGAUAUUAAUGAACGUGCGUUACAUUCAAGCCAGUGCCAAAUGAGUUGCUACAAAGCUAAUUAAGACAGCUCCACACAACUCUCUGUAUUUCUCAGCAUGGCUAUGUUCAGAAAAUCCCGUCCGACGUUCGUGCAAAAACAAAGAAGAUAAUCACCUCCUCUGAAGAGUUCAUCUUUGGUGGUGCACGAUCACGGAAGGCUUGUAUCGUGCGGAUGACCCGACAGUGUAGCUUUAAGCUGCAUCUUUGUCAAUUUCAUAAAUAUCUUAAAUAUUACUGACGGGAAUAGAACUAGAAUGCCCAGCCCUAGUUGGUAGUUUUGUAUCUGAGUGCGGACAUAACAAAAAGGGUAUUUAAGUUUGUUGGGGGCCCAAAGAGCCCUCCACAAGCCUCUCGGUGUGACUGCUACGUAGCUCUCUGGCAAACUGAGCACCCUGGUGUCUUCAUCCUGUAUGUGGAGGCUAGCCAUUUUGUAGCUGAAGUUAUAGGACAAAAACGAAGUUUGGUGUUAAUUGGUUUUUUACAAAGGGGGGGAAAGUAGUGUUCUCGUACUGCACUGUGAUAACGCAGUAUCGGAGGUUUUUGUUCUUUUUCUAGUUUUAAAGAUUGGCUCCAUAUUUAAAAGGGCCAUCUGCGUGGAAUGUAUGCACUUCUUGAAGAAGUGGAUCAUAUUGAGGUAUUUUUGUGCUUAUUGGAGACAGCGGCUUGGAAAUGGAUUUUUAACUGUCCAAAUAUUGCUCAAGCCUCAGGGGACUAAUUGUUUGAGCUGUUCUGUCCCAGCGAGGUUAAAAGGGAAUCAGGCUCUUCACCCACACAGUCCUCACAGACAGCGAGAGGAAUUUGCUCAGGUGUAGUUAUUAUUUCCAUACCUGAGAUUACAUAUUUGCCCUAUAAAACCCAAGUGUGAUAGAAGAAGAUGGGGGUGAAAUUGUGGUUAAUAUCUUCUGUCUGUAGCCACACGCCACCAGCCGUGUACAAAAAAAAAAC
This is a messenger RNA of Etheostoma spectabile (orangethroat darter), 8429 nucleotides long. It is a transcript of the gene dnaaf9, whose product is annotated as dynein axonemal assembly factor 9. The transcript is spliced from 37 exons. Bases 184 to 3624 code for a protein of 1146 amino acids. Lineage: Eukaryota; Metazoa; Chordata; Actinopteri; Perciformes; Percidae. The record is from RefSeq and is a predicted model, not a curated record.